AACAAUAUUACAUACUAAAAGAAAGAAGAAUUUAAAGCUUUGAAGCAAAUUCUAAAAUUUAUCAGAGGAAUGAUGAAACCUCAAAAAUCAUUGUUGAUCAAGUUCUUUGUUGUACAAUGUUUGUUAGUUCUUUGUGUUGCGUCACAAGACUUUGAUUUCUUCUACUUUGUUCAGCAGUGGCCGGCGUCUUAUUGUGAUACAAGGCGUAGUUGCUGCUAUCCCACCACUGGAAAACCUGAUGAAGAUUUCAGUAUCCAUGGUCUAUGGCCAAACUAUGAAAAUGGCAAAUGGCCACAAAACUGUGAUCGUGAAAGCUCUUUGGAUGAAUCUGAGAUAUCAGAUCUAAUAAGCACAAUGGAAAAGAAUUGGCCAUCUCUUGCUUGCCCAAGUAGUGAUGGUGUAAGAUUUUGGAGCCAUGAAUGGGUAAAACAUGGGACUUGUUCAGGUCUUGGCGAACGUGCUUACUUCCAAACUGCUCUUGACUUCAAGAACAAAUCUAACCUUCUUCAAAACCUUAAGAAUGCAGGGGUUCAUCCAAGGAAUGGAGAACAUUACAGUGUAGAAAGCAUUAAAAGGGCGAUUGAAGAUGGAGUUGGACACACCCCUUUCAUAGAGUGUAAUGUGGAUUCACAAGGGAACCAUCAAGUAUACCAAGUAUAUUUGUGUGUGGAUUCUUCUGCAUCAAAUUUCAUUGAUUGCCCAGUUUUCCCACAUGGAGGAAGAUGUGGUUCCAAGAUUGAAUUCCCUCCUUUCUCCUCAACUGACCAUGAUGAAUUUUGAAUUUAAUUUUAUUUUAAGUUUUAACUAAUUAAUUCAACAUGAUCAUAUUCUUGAUCUUCUCUGUUGUAUUUUUAAUUGAAAACCUUCCACAUUUGUACUAAUAAAAUUUCAUUCCAAGGUAAAA
This is a messenger RNA of Lycium barbarum (goji berry), 904 nucleotides long. Its product is annotated as intracellular ribonuclease LX. Lineage: Eukaryota; Viridiplantae; Streptophyta; Magnoliopsida; Solanales; Solanaceae. Gene Ontology annotation, cellular component: extracellular region. The transcript is spliced from 4 exons. Gene Ontology annotation, molecular function: RNA binding; ribonuclease T2 activity. Bases 70 to 780 code for a protein of 236 amino acids. The record is from RefSeq and is a predicted model, not a curated record. Gene Ontology annotation, biological process: RNA catabolic process.